Molecule: messenger RNA, 1371 nt
Organism: Didymosphaeria variabile
Lineage: Eukaryota; Fungi; Ascomycota; Dothideomycetes; Pleosporales; Didymosphaeriaceae
Exons: 1
Coding region: 1-1371 (456 amino acids)
Source: RefSeq, a predicted model, not a curated record
AUGCAGGCACCGCUACCGCAGCAGACGGUGUCGAACCUCAAAUCUAUCCACCUCUUACGCGCCCUCCUCCGCGAAGCCUCGUACCUGCCUGAUGCGAACGCCCGUCAGUACUUCCGCCGCUACAUCGUAAACCGCUUCAGAGCCUACCAGCCCGCCCAUAAUGCCUCGCCUUCGUUCCAUGCGAAGGCCGUGGAGAAGGAACGCCACGGCUUCGGCAAGCGAAGAGACAUCUCUAUCAUCCAGGACCGCACACGCGAAAUGCAGCAUAGAGGCAAGAAGGGGCUAAACUACCUGCGGCGCGCCAACAAUGGAGAGUAUCUCUGCCUCCAGAAGAUACUUUACUUUACCUAUGGGCGCAUAGGCGAGCGCAAAUACGCGCUGUUGGAACAUCUCUUGCGUCCAGAUGACCCUCCAGCAGUGGAAGAGUCUUCGCCAUUGCAGAAGCUCUAUUACAGCAAUGAGCGAUAUCUCUCUUUCUUCGACGCUCCGAAGAAAGCGAGCCCCACGCAUCACAACAUCCAGAUCUCGGACCGCUAUCGCAGAUUGAAAACCGCAAUCAAGUCUCAAGUCCAGAACGAGAUCGCACUGGGACGCGAGAUCAAGCGGCCGCAUCUCCACACGCCCAUUAAUAACGUAUGGGAGCGUCCGAUGCCUAUCAGACGAGCUCGAAACAACGUCAGGAGAUGGUACGCCGAAACCAUGACGCGAUUCCUCCCACCGUUACCCGCCGAGGAGUUCGAUCAAAUACAAGCCAUGGCGCAUGGAAAAGAAAAGAUCAGCCUGGUCAAACGCCGUUCGCCAGCGAUUGAGCUCCAUCCUUCAAAGGAGCUACCAGAGGCAGAUCGAUUCGCGAAGCGGGUGCAGGACGCUCUCAUUCUAGAGAAACCAAGCAAGGCCGAUGCAUGCAUCCGUCCGCGUCGUAUAGAUGCGCGCUUUAUGAGACGCAUGUAUGCCGCAAUUCUGACGUACAGCAGUAAGCUGGAGUGGAACGAUCGAUACAAGAAAUGGGAGUCGGUAUGGGGUAAUCGACUGAACGAGAUGAACUCCGAGUUAAACUCCGAAGCGCACCAUGAUGAUCUCUUUGCUGGAGUAGACGAGAAAGGCAAUCUCCUCAAACAACGUGAUUCUUCACUCGCCAAGGAGGAAGAAGACGUGAAGCAAUUCCUCAACUCCAGCCUCGCAGACUACCAGAAAGCGAAAGGCAAGAAAGAAAAGUAUACUGUCGUGCCAUUUUAUGUCGACUUUCUACCGCCAGAUCACCCCGUUCGAAUAGCAACAAAGAAGAUCUGGGCCAAGGACAGGAUCCAUUCGGCAAGUGGGGCUAGUACCCCUCGCAAAACGGACGUAAACAACAGAUCGAUCAGAACGUAG